AUGAUUCAAGAAGAUUACCACAGUCAAAAUCCCUACCACAAUGCAGUCCAUGCUGCAGACGUUACUCAGGCCAUGCACUGUUACUUAAAAGAACCUAAGCUUGCCAAUUCUGUAACUCCUUGGGAUAUCUUGCUGAGCUUAAUUGCAGCUGCCACUCAUGAUCUGGAUCAUCCAGGUGUUAAUCAACCUUUCCUUAUUAAAACUAACCAUUACUUGGCAACUUUAUACAAGAAUACCUCAGUACUAGAAAAUCACCACUGGAGAUCCGCGGUGGGCUUAUUGAGAGAAUCUGGUUUAUUCUCACAUAUGCCAUUAGAAAGCAGGCAACAAAUGGAGACUCAGAUAGGUGCUUUGAUACUAGCCACAGACAUCAGUCGUCAGAAUGAAUAUCUGUCAUUAUUUAGGUCCCAUUUGGAUAGAGGUGACUUAUGCCUAGAAGACACCAGACAUAGGCAUUUGGUUUUACAGAUGGCUUUGAAAUGUGCUGAUAUUUGUAACCCAUGUCGGACCUGGGAAUUAAGCAAGCAGUGGAGUGAAAAAGUAACAGAGGAAUUCUUUCAUCAAGGCAAGUUACAAUAUUGCAAAUAA
This is a messenger RNA of Galeopterus variegatus (Sunda flying lemur), 588 nucleotides long. Its product is annotated as high affinity cAMP-specific 3',5'-cyclic phosphodiesterase 7A-like. The record is from RefSeq and is a predicted model, not a curated record. Gene Ontology annotation, molecular function: 3',5'-cyclic-AMP phosphodiesterase activity. The transcript is spliced from 5 exons. NCBI's taxonomy places the organism in Eukaryota, Metazoa, Chordata, Mammalia, Dermoptera, Cynocephalidae. Bases 1 to 588 code for a protein of 195 amino acids.